ACAAUAUUAUCAUAAGGAGAUGUGAAUAAAGGCACGAUUGGUUAAACAACCGGUUCUAAUGUGAAUCUAUGUGUUGGACAACUUAAUACACUCCAAUUGAAGUUCAAGUUGACAGAGAACCGAAGAGGGAGAGAUCAUGAUAAUUAUGAUGAUUAGGAUUACCAAUUCAUAAUUAGUGUUAUUUCAAUGAUUGUAGUAAUUUGUAAUCCAGAUUUGCUACAUUGCAAAUACCAAAUAAACCAGCAACUAUCUGGUUAACCUCAUCAACAGUUUGUCUAAUUUUGUUUCUUGUUUGUUUAACCAUCAGCAACGCCAAAGCUUCAUCAUCCUCCAUCAUUUUGCCUCAUAAUAGUUGUUAAUAUUGAUUUUUUUACCGAUGCAAUCAUCAACUGGAUACUUUUUCAAAUAAUUAAAAAAAAUGUCCCAACUCAACUGUCCAAUCUCAUGGUUUCCUUGGAGUCAUAGCUUCCAACAGGAAUCCUCUUUGAUCCAGCAAACGUCUUUCACGUACAAUAACUCGACCAUUCCUGGUUGGUUCUUAAUUUAUUACUGUCAGAGCAAUUGGUUGACAAGCUCAUUUAACGUCAUAUUUAUCUUAGUGUCCAUUCAAUUUUACCUUUCCUGUUACUGUGUCCGAGCUAAAAAUGGUAAAUCACGAAAGUCAACUGAAAAUCUUCAUAAACAGCACCAUAAUCAUUCCAAUAAUCACUCAAACCAUCAAAAUGUCACCCAAUCGGUUCACGUUUUACCCUCUUCUCAAGUGCGAAGUAUCUCACAAAGCCACAUUACAGAUUUAGGUGUCAAUGAUGCCAUCAGUGAAGACAUUGAUUGUUCUGUUGACAAUGGACGAUCCCAUUUGAUUAGCUUUUGGAACCAAAUGACCCCUAAAGUAUUACUUGACAUCUUCACUUUAAUGUUACUUUUCAUUGUUUCUCUUUCCAUCAUUGAGCUCCUUCAAUCUCCUUGGAACCAUGUCAGUGACCAUUUCAAUGGUCGAUUUAUCACACUUGUUUCAACAAUGAUCACCUUGUUGGUCAACUAUUUUAUUGUGUUUCCCCAACUUGGCCUAUUGCUGUUAAAACCUGGUUAUGGUAACAGCCUUUAUCGGGUUACCUUCUUAAUCAUCGUUGUCUCGUACUGGACCAUCACCAUAAUCAAUUUAGCUUGCCAAUUGGGAUUACUGUUAAACAUGGGACUGUCCAUUUGGACCCACAUCAGGUUACAAUUAACACUUGCUUCCAUGAUUAUUACGACUUGGGUUCUUUGUGCUAAACUUUCAGCCAUUCUCAUGACAAAGGAACGAUUUGAUGGAGACUUGAAGCCACCAAGCGAUUGUAAAUACCUUCAUCCAUAUUCAUCGAUAUUAUCCAAGGCAACGUUCUCAUGGUUUUGCGAGAUCCUUCGUUUAGGCUAUUCAAGACCCAUUCAACUCGAAGAUCUGGGUUCAUUACCUAAAGAACAAAGAACUGAAAGUCAAUUUGAAAAGUUCAAUAAAUUUUUUGAACAAGAAAGUUGUAAAUCAAUUAAUCAAGAUAAACCCAUUUCAUUGUGGAAGUGUUACUGGAAAACCUUUAAAUAUAGUUUAGCUGUUGGAGCCAUACUACGUAUCUCAGCUGAUCUGUUUGCCCUUUUUGGUCCAAUUUCAAUUCAAUACAUUCUUAAUUAUGUUGAUGCGGUUAAGAAUUCAACCAAAAAUUCAACUCUCAACGGAACCGCCAAUUUAUUGCAAACAGAUUUACAGGUUAUCGAGACUUCAACAUUCAUUCACAAUGGAUUCCUCAUUGCUUUUCUCGUUUUAUGUUCAACCUUUUUGCAAAGCAAUUUUUCCAAUUCCUUCAACCAUUUAGCCGUUCUUCAAAGCUUACAGCUUAAAAGUGCACUACAGAGUUUAAUUUAUAAGAAAACACUUCGAAUGGCCCCUUCCAUGGGACUCGAUUUCGGUGGUAUUUCCAAUCAUAUGUCGUCUGAUACUCAUGAUAUGAUGAUGCUUUUUUCAAUGGGUCAUUAUGUUUGGGCCAUACCAUUAAAAAUUAUCGUUUUGAUGACUUUACUAUACUUUCAACUUGGUGUCAGUUCAAUCAUUGGAGCUGCGGCUAUUUAUAUUUUAGCGCCCAUUCAAUACUAUCUUGGUAAACGAUUAAGUGCAAUUCGUAAAGAAACAAUGGAUAUUUCAGAUCAACGAUUGAAAAAGACAAACGAACUGUUAACUGGAAUCAAACUGCUUAAAUUGCUUAAUUGGGAAAUACUGUUUUGUCGGAAAGUGGAAAAUAUCAGGAAUCAAGAGUUAAAUUACCAAAAAAGAGACGCUAUUCUUGUUGCUUAUAUAACUAUAUUAACCCAAGCUUCAUCGGUUAUCCUAACAUUGGUUACCUUUGUGUUAUACCCGUACAUUGAGGGUGAACCCUUACAACCGGCAAAGGUUUUCACUGGAUUAGCGUUAUUUAAUCAACUUACAGUUCCUCUUUACAUAAUACCUGUUGUUGUGCCCAUCAUAAUCAGCUCAUUAACCAGCAGUCGACGGCUUUCAAGAUUUCUAUCUCAACCUGAAAUUGAUUGUAAUGUACCCUGGAGGCAAGAUGAUUGUGAUUGUAUUAAAGAUGAUGAAUCGGAAGAUGGUAAUGCCAAUAAAAAAUCAAGUUAUCCCAAUGGAAAUGUAUUAAUUGAUACCAAUUAUCAACCAGCAAACCAGUCUUUAAAUGAAACAUCUAAUAACAACAUCAAUGCUACUAGUACGGACUGUGAUGGAGAAACGGCUGUUAAAAUUAGAAAUGGCCAUUUUGCUUGGAGUAACAAACAAGAAACGGAUAACCUGAGAAAUAUUAAUGUUACAAUUCCUAAAUCAAAAUUGACAAUUGUUACUGGGCCUGUUGGAGGUGGAAAAACUUCCCUCCUUUCAGCCUUAAUGAACGAAAUGAUCAAGAUUGAUGGUACGGUAACUUGGUGUUCAGGCAACAGCCGAAUAGGAUUCUUGCCGCAAACACCUUGGCUUUACAAUGUUUCCCUUCGUGAUAACAUUACCUUUGGCUUACCGUAUGAUCCUGAACUUUAUUCAAAGGUUAAAGAGAUUACCUGUCUUCAAGGAGACAUUGAAUUGUUACCCAAUAAGGAUGAUACAGAGAUUGGUGAGAGAGGAAUCAAUUUAUCUGGUGGUCAAAGGCAGCGAGUUGCUCUUGCUCGAGCCAUCUAUUGUGAUCCUUCAACUUUAAUACUAGAUGACCCUCUAUCAGCACUGGAUCCUAAAGUAUCUCACACAAUAUUCACUUCAGCCAUUGUCGAUUAUCUCUUAGGUCGUGGUAAAACUGUUAUAAUGACAAGCCACGAUUUAGAUCAUCUUAAAGUUGCUUCUAAAAUUAUAGUUAUGGAUCGAGGACGAAUUGAUUUUGAUGAUGAUUUUAGCGGUUUAGUUUCUUCUAAUUGUCAAUUUUACAUUCAAUUGAGGGAUAACGACUUAGCUCAGGAAAAAAAUCGUGCUUUUAUUUCUGAUGAAGGUUCAACAGCAAAAGAGAGACAAAAGCUUUGCCGAUUAGUGACUAAACGUUGCCUGGUUCGAACAGUUUCAACCAUUGAAGGGCAUUCUAAAAGAAGAUCUGGAAUUUAUUUACGUCAAGUCAGCCAUGACCCUUCGUGCCCAUUGCCUUGUGAUGAUUAUACCGAUAUUGAAGGCCCUUGUCGAUCUACUCCAACAAACUCGGCUUCAUCGAAAGACGAUUUCUGUGUUUAUGGUAAUCCUGGUACAACCGGGGCUAAUAGUGAUUUUGGUAGACGACCUCGACCAGGAAACUUGCUACGACUCAUUUCAAGUGAAUCAGCACAUUCACGAGUUUCUUCAAAUGCCAGUGGCCAUUUUAUCGGUGGAAAUGAAUCAGCAACACCGAGUGGCAUAUUCCGCCCUGGUUUGAGACGUUUAGUAUCUAAAAUUUCCGAUCGUACCAUCAAAGAGGAAGAUGAUGCUAGUCGAAUUAUUGGGACAACGAGAAAAUUAUCAGCUGAUGCUGAUGAAGGUGAUUUAUUGCUUAUGGUUAAUGGGCGAAAUAAAUCUGAAUUAAUGGGUCGAUCUGAGGGAAUGAUUAGCUCAUCACCUUCUGAAGGGUUAAUUGGUGAUGAAGAGAAAGAAACUGGAUCAGUUUCAAUCAAAGUUUAUUGGUUAUACAUUAAAGCUUGUUCUCCUUAUUUAGCGAUAACCAUUUUACUAUUUCUGGUUUUUUCCCAAGUAAUCAAAGUAGCAACUGAUUUCUGGUUGACCGAUUGGACAGAAUCUAAUGUUGGAGUUGCUAAUUCAACUGAGAAAGCCUCUUCAGUCCUAACUAAACAAGUCAAAUAUAAUGAUAACCUUACUAACCCUGAUCCUGACUUGGUGAAUGUUAAAACAAGCCAUACUCUAGUUUAUUAUAUUGGCGGUUAUUGUAUUUUAUCAGGAUUAACAAUUUUAAUUUCACUAAUUGCUAACCUGAUGCUUCAAUUUGCCUCAUUACGAGCUGUUCGAGUCUUACAUUCUCGAAUGAUCAAUUCAAUAGUUAAAUGUCCAAUCAGAUUUUUCGACACAACUCCUAUUGGCAGGAUUCUUAGUCGUUUCUCGGCUGAUAUCUCCACUAUUGAUAAGGAAAUUACAUCAACUUUACCUCGUUUGCUUCGUUUUAUGCUCCUUUGUUUCUCAGCAAUUAUUGUGAACAUAAUUGUUACUCCACCAUUCAUUAUAGCUGCCAUUAUAAUCAUCAUAAUUUACUAUUUAUUGCAAAAAUUUUUCCGUGCAACUUCAAUUGAGCUUCAACGCAUUCAAAGUAUCAGUAAUUCGCCAAUUUUCUCACAUUUUAGUCAAACUUUGACCGGACUUUCAACUAUUCGAGCUUUCAGGCAAGAAACUUCAUUUAGUGAAGCAUUAUGUGAAUAUAUCAAUACCAAUAACUUAGCUUUCCUGAUGGUCAACUGCGCCAAUUGUUGGCUCGGUAUUGCUCUUGAUUACCUGGGAGGAAUAAUUUUAGCUUGUGCAACUAUAACAUCGUUAAUCGCCGCAAUUUAUGGGGAUAUAAGCACUUCAUUUGUUGGAAUGUCAAUAAGUUACACUUUAUUGAUACCAAUCUACCUUAAUUGGGUUGUCCGUAAUUUAGCAAGUCUUGAAAUGCACAUGUGUGCUGUUGAAAGAGUUGACCAAUAUAGUCAAUUGGAGCCCGAAGAUUCAUCAGAAACUUUUGAAGAAUUACCUAAAAAUUGGCCAUCAAAAGGUUCAGUUGUUUUCAAAGGAAUUGAGCUUGGCUAUGAAGCAAACGCUGAUUCAAUUUUGAAUAAUUUCCAUUUGUCAAUCAAAUCCGGAGAAAAGGUUGGUAUUUGUGGUCGAAGUGGAUCUGGAAAGUCGUCCAUAAUUAUGGGAUUACUUAAGAUGGUUGAUGUCCGCGAUGGUCAAAUAUUGGUUGAUAAUAAGAAUAUAAAGAAGAUACCUUCUGAUGUUCUGAGGAAAAAUAUCGCAUUAGUUCCUCAAGAGCCAAUUAUAUUUUCAGGAACAUUCAGAGAAAAUCUGGAUCCAUUUCAAGAAUACUCUGAUGAUGAAAUUUGGAGAGUUUUAGAGGAAACAGAUUGUCGAUCGAUUGUGGACUCGUUAGACGAGGUUAUAAGUGAUGAGGGAUCAAAUUUGAGCUCAGGUCAACGACAAUUGCUGUGUUUUGCCCGAGCAAUACUCAAAAAGAGUCCAAUACUAAUAAUGGAUGAAGCCACAUCUUCCCUAGAUGUACAAAAAGAGUCUGCUAUUGUGGACUACAUUCGUAAAUCAAACCGAACUGUUAUUUCAAUUGCCCACCGACUUAAUUCACUUCUUGAUUAUGAUAGGAUAAUUGUCCUGGAUUCGGGUAAAAUUGUUGAAGAAGGUUUUCCAAAGAAAUUACUGACUAAAGAAAAUGGUAUUUUCAGAUCUCUUCUUGAGAGUGAAAAAGGAAGUUGAGAUUGUUUUUGGGCCAAUUCAAGAUAAAUGAUAUACUCGAAAUAUAUUCAAUCGCUUUGUACAUGUAACUUUUUUAUAUAAUUUAUAUUUAAUCACAAGGAUUGAGAUUAAAGUUUGGUCAAUUAAAGUAUAUUACUUCAAAUUAUA
Tetranychus urticae (two-spotted spider mite) is the source of this 6076-nucleotide messenger RNA. The record is from RefSeq and is a predicted model, not a curated record. NCBI's taxonomy places the organism in Eukaryota, Metazoa, Arthropoda, Arachnida, Trombidiformes, Tetranychidae.